Molecule: messenger RNA, 1078 nt
Organism: Esox lucius (northern pike)
Lineage: Eukaryota; Metazoa; Chordata; Actinopteri; Esociformes; Esocidae
Gene: pth2
Product: parathyroid hormone 2
Exons: 3
Coding region: 132-743 (203 amino acids)
Biological process (GO): neuropeptide signaling pathway
Cellular component (GO): extracellular region
Source: RefSeq, a predicted model, not a curated record
AUACGCCUGAGAGUGAUCUCUUCACAAACACACACACACACACAGUUAGAAACCCUGUGGAAAGAGUUAAAGCCAGAGGCAAGACACUGGCCACCUCUGGAGAAACAUCUCAACAAUCUUCUAUAUACUUUAUGGCUGAAAAUCUAAGCAACCUGAAGACUGAAACACACGGAAAGCGUAGGUUCCUGACCAUAAAGAACGGGAGACAAGGCGCCACUCAUCAUCAAACGCGGGCCUUUACUGUGGCUUUGAGGAUGGCUGAUUUGGCUCCUCCCCCUAACUCACGCCCCGCCCUCCUACUGGUCACCCUAAUGGCCAUGACCCUGGUGACCUCCGGCUACCCUCAGCCACACUUCCGCCCGGUACACAGGGGCUCCUCUCCUGGUGAUCCUGGAGACUCCGACGAGAGAGAGGAUUGGGAGGUGCUCUACCCCUCCAUCUCGCUUCGUAACUGGAACAUGCAAAUGAUGUCAGCCCCAGACUUUGGUGCGGCCAAGAGCAAGGAAGAUCUCCUGGGAGAGCAGUGGCUCCCAAUGGUGGGCCAGUUGCAGAUGGACGAGAACAUGGAGAAGGACUGGCUGGGCGAUUGGGCUCCGCAGGACUCCAACAAUGAAGAGAAGAGGAAUAUUGUGGUGGCGGAUGAUGCAGCAUUCAGAGAAAAAAGUAAGCUGCUCACAGCAAUGGAGAGACAAAAGUGGCUCAACUCAUACAUGCAGAAACUAUUGGUUGUUAACUCCCAGUAGCAAGAUGACUGCUAAUUCUAUAAACACCCUGAUUAAAAUGUUAAUAUGGAACCCAAUUUGAAAUUGAAAUUGAAUAAACCCUGAUUUAAAUUAGCAUUAGAGUCAUCAGACCAUUGUUUCAUGUUUGAGUGACUACACCGAAUACGGAACAUCAGUUGGCACAUCACAUGCAUAUGUUUAUAUGGCUUUUUAGCUGGAGUUCCAUUUGUCAUCGGCAUUAUUGAUAUGUUGAGAUGUAUCCACUGAUAUACUGCCUUUGAGGUGAUUUGAACCUACAAUAGAUAUUGUGGGUGUACCGUGGGAAGAUUUGUUCAUGUUGAUGAGUGUAACUGUGA